Molecule: messenger RNA, 1333 nt
Organism: Aethina tumida (small hive beetle)
Lineage: Eukaryota; Metazoa; Arthropoda; Insecta; Coleoptera; Nitidulidae
Product: DNA ligase 1
Exons: 3
Coding region: 212-1315 (367 amino acids)
Source: RefSeq, a predicted model, not a curated record
UUUUUGAUCAAACGAUAAACGUCAAUAACCGAAAGGUUAUGUGGUUAUCUGCACAACAAUAUUUACAAAUCAAAAUAAAGUAACAGGUAAAAGUAAAUCACACUCAAUUUAGAUAAAGGAUCUCAAAACAAAACGAAAUGUGGAAACGAACGAAUUAAAUCAUUAAAUAUUACAAUUUACCUAAAUAAUUGUUGCAAUUUAUGCAUGUAAUAUGACUGAGAUUAAGAAGGAAAAAAAGAAGCUCAAGAAACUUGCUCAAAAAUUGGAUUCUGACGACGAUGGUUCAGACCAUGAACUAUCUUAUUAUAUGGAUGAUAGGGUAAAAUUGAUGAAAGAGGUACUAAAAAUUAUAAAACCGAAGAAGAUUAAAGCCAUGGCACCACACUGUUUAAAACAUUUGAAAAUAGAUGAAAUCAAUUCUAUGUUAUUAGAAGAACUGCUUGGUAUAUCAAAUAAGCGAUUAAAAUGUAUAUUUGAUGGACAAAAUCUUGAGGAAGACUCCACUGAUCCUGAAGAAGAAAAAUCUAAAGAUAAAACCUCUGACAUAAUAUCACUGGAUGAUAUUAGUGAAGAUGAUUUUAUUGAUUUAGAUUCUGACAAAGAAGCAAAGAAUAAAAGAAAACACCACAUUAAGGGCAAAUCUUUCAAGAAAAAGAUCAAGAGAGAAAAAAAAGAACAACCAAAAGUAAAGGCAGAUGAAGAAAGUCUGAUGAGUGUGCUAGAACUACUGGAGUUGCAAGCCAGGGCAAGAGCAAUUAGGUCCCAACUUUUGUUGGAGCAAAACAAAAAAGAUGAACCAACUACAAGUAACAUCAAGGUUGAAGAUUCUGAUAAUGAAGAAGAUGCUGUCAUUAUUGAAGUUCCAAAGACUAAUGAAAUUGUUAUAACUUCAAGUGAAUCAGAAAAUGAACAAGAAUCUGCAAAACAGAAAGGUGAUAAUGACCAAGAAAAUAUUAUCAAUGUAUGUAAAGAAAUGGACAAAAAUUUAGAUAAAAAUGACAAGGUUACCUCACAUGCACAACAACAAGAAACUAUUACUAGUGAAUCCAAAGGAGUAAGAGAAAAUCAAAAUAAAACUGAUGGUGUGUCUUUAGAAAAAGAAAAUGUGCAAAAUUCAAAUAUAAAUAAAAUUGAAGAGAGUACAAAUAACAAGGUAGAUGUAAUUUGCGAUUCUACAAGUUCUGCUACUGAGGACAAUAAAAAUGAUUUAAAUGCAGAAAAUGAACAUUCUGCUACAAAAUCUAGUCAUGAAGAAGGAGAAGGAAUUGUACUAAAUGUUGAUGAAUCUGAAAUGGAUUGUAUAAUAUGUGAUUAAAUAACUGUACAUUUUUUU